CUUUGUACUUGGCAUUAGCAUUUUCAGUGGCUCUCCUUUUAUUCUCCACCUACCAGUGAAGAGUCAAUUUCAAACGAGAUAAAGACAGUCUAUUGGAGUCAGUGAAUAAACCAGUCGCAGAAAAAGGAUUCUUUCUUGAGAUACUGUCCAAAGAACAUUUCACAAAGAAAAAAAGACAACAAUUUAAACUUUUUAAUACAACAUGAAGCUCAGUGUCUAUUGCUGGUCCCGGUUUGGAACCUUCCUGAUCCCAUUGAUGUGUCUGAUAUUAAGAUCACAAGCUGGAGUGGUGGACGACUUCUCCCAAGUAGAUCGCUGUAAGGAUUUCCUUUACAUGGGCACUCCACCACGAGGUUACCUCGGUACUUCCCUGAAGAAGAUCUGCCAGCGCUAUGUGGACAAGCCUCGCUAUGUUACCCUCUACGACCCCCAAAAACACAUCCCAGUCUAUUCUGCAUACACCUUUAAGAAAUCAGACGGGGAGAAACGGGUAGACAUUCCCUGGAUGUUUGAGCCACAGCUGGCAACUGAGAAAGGAAGCAGUAACAUGGAACCUUUCCCUCAGUCCGCCUUAAUGCACAAAAACUUUGAAGACACGCAGGCUGUGUUAGAAGACUACGCCGAUGUGGUGCAAUAUGAACGUGGCCAAAUGAACCCCGAUGAGCAUCAGGCAGACCCGCUAGACAAAGCUGCCACCUACACACUGACCAAUGUAGUUCCCCUGAUAAGGGAGUUCAAUUUUGGUCCCUGGAGCACACAGGUAGAGGUCACCCGCAAACGGCUCAACAACUAUUGUCACGGAAAGGCUUAUGUGAUCACUGGGGUGACAACAUCAGGUAAUAUGAUUCGACGUGAUAACCUAAAUCGUGUCGCUGUCCCUGAGUUCAUGUGGACAGCCUAUUGCUGCACAGAUUAUGAUCACAACGCUCCCUACUCAGAGCGGUAUAAGUUUCCGGCGUUCGGCGCCUAUGGUCUUAAUGAUCGUGUGAACAACCACAUAGUGGAGGUUCCAAUCAAGAAUCUGGAGAAGUUUCUCAAGGGCAAAAUGGAGGUGGACAAGAACUUCCAGAUCUUUUACAGUGACUGCGUGUCAGAUGUGUAAAGAUUAGAAUUGGAUAAUGAACAACUCCAUGGGGUUCAUUAUCAUAAGAAUUGCAGAUUAAACUUAAAAUGAAAACAUAUGCAUUGCAUUUGUGUAUAAUCAAUGGCAAUGUUUUAAUUCAUCAAAUUCUAGGAUCAGUUCCAACAAUGAAAAUUCUGUCAUCAUUUACUCAACCUCAUGUUGUUCCAAACUUGUAUGAGUUUACUUCUUCUGUUGAACAUAAAAUAAGAUAUUUUAAAGAAUGUGGGUAAUUGAUCCCCCGUUGCUGGUCCCCAUUAACGUCCAUAGUAUUUUGUCCACACUAUGGAAGUCAGUGGGGAUGAGCAACCAUUUGGUUACCCACAUUAUUCAAAUUAUCUUUUUUGUGUGUGUGUGUGUUUAGCAGAAGAAAGAAUCUAAUUCGGGUUUGGAACAAAAUGAUGGUGAGUAAAUGUUCACAGAAUUUUCAAUUUUGCAUGAACUAUCACUUUAAAGCAUGUAAACCCCCAAUUUCACAAAUUAAAAUACAUGAGUUCAGAUGCAAAAUCAGCUGAGAUAUCAAAAAUGAGAUAAUGAUACUGAAUGAAUGCUCCUGACACAUAGUAUACGUCCAUUAAAUACUUUUACUUCAUAUUUGCUAAAUUAAAGCCAGGAAGAAAUGCUAAUUUUAAAGAAAUACGUCAGAUGGAUUUAGAGGCUUUUGCAUCUGAACUCUUCACAUGUUAAUGAUAUAUAUUUCUUUGGGUCAAUGAUACUUUUAUUUAUCUAUGUGCUAAACAUUUCAGCAAAACAACUAAGCUUCAUUUCUAUUCUUGAUUUACGAUCUUUACCUUUAUUAGAGGUUAAAUUUUAGUGUAAUAUAACAUGCUGCGCUUCCCAUCUGUAAAGCUCAAGCAUAUUUUGGGUAAAAUUAAUAAAUUUGAGUAAAUUAAAUGACUUUAAAUGUAAACACAACAGUAUGACAAAUAUGAUGUUGUUAACACUUACAAGUCUCAUCUGUCAAAUAAAUUUUAAAAUA
Labeo rohita (rohu) is the source of this 2099-nucleotide messenger RNA. RefSeq names its product endonuclease domain-containing 1 protein. NCBI's taxonomy places the organism in Eukaryota, Metazoa, Chordata, Actinopteri, Cypriniformes, Cyprinidae. The coding region runs from base 203 to 1102 and encodes 299 amino acids. The transcript has 2 exons. The record is from RefSeq and is a predicted model, not a curated record. Gene Ontology annotation, molecular function: nucleic acid binding; hydrolase activity; metal ion binding.